UUUUGCUUAGGUUUAUCUGGUAGUUUUAUUCAGGUUGUCGAUUCUGGCGAAAACAUCCUAGCCUACUAUGCACCAUGCGCCCCUGCAAAUGCGAGAUGCUUGAAGUUUAGCUCAGUGAAGUUGGCAUUCAAUGGUGAAGUGGGAGGAGUUCAGAUUCGACCGGUGUUUGUAUCAAUGAUUCCGAAAAACCUUCCGCAUAAAGGUCAGCCGCAAUCCACAUCCGAGGAAAAGGGACAAAAUGAUCCUAUGUACAACUGUUGUGAGUAA
Molecule: messenger RNA, 267 nt
Organism: Cooperia oncophora
Lineage: Eukaryota; Metazoa; Nematoda; Chromadorea; Rhabditida; Trichostrongylidae
Source: the annotation of a GenBank genome assembly